This is a messenger RNA of Athalia rosae (coleseed sawfly), 1610 nucleotides long. RefSeq names its product multivesicular body subunit 12B (gene Mvb12). NCBI's taxonomy places the organism in Eukaryota, Metazoa, Arthropoda, Insecta, Hymenoptera, Athaliidae. The transcript is spliced from 8 exons. Bases 246 to 1184 code for a protein of 312 amino acids. Gene Ontology annotation, biological process: receptor catabolic process; endosome to lysosome transport via multivesicular body sorting pathway; viral budding. Gene Ontology annotation, cellular component: cytosol; ESCRT I complex. The record is from RefSeq and is a predicted model, not a curated record.
AUCCACUCUGAAAUUCAAAGAAGUAAAGUGAAUCAUCUGAUUAAAAUUAAUUAAAUAAUAACCGUAAGUCCGAGACGACUGAUUGUGAGAUGCAAACGCGAGGCCAAUAGAGAUCAUUCCUCCAUUAUUAUAAGAGAUAUGAUCAAUUUUCUUCACACGACAACAUAUGUCAGUAUCUUGAUUUCCGUGAUUUUUAAACAAAUUUUAGGAGUGAUUAGAAUAUCUCACAAAGAAUCAAUAUCAAAAUGCUGACGAUGAGUCAACUAUCUUCCCUACUGCCAGACGAUCGACCUAUUAGUUCGAUCGCCGUUGUUGAAGACGUUGAAAAAUGUCCGCCAAAUUUUUCUGUGGUAUCUCGAACUUAUGAUCAGGACUCUGAUGCAGAUUUAUGGAGAGAGAGUGGUCUGUUUAUUAAAAAAAAGGGCCGAUAUAUCUGCCUGUCUAAGACUGAAGGUUUAGCUGACUGCGUGGUAGAAGAUAUUGUUGUUAUUAAUGAAAGAGAACUGCCACCUGAAGGCUAUUCUAUGAUAGCUCGCACAAUUGAUUCGGAACAAAAAGCUUGGCGGAAAAGGCAAUUAUGCUAUAAAGUGAGGCACAAAGAUUUGUGUACAGUGGCUGUGACAGAUAUUAUUAUAUGUAGUCGUAUUAAGAAAGCCCCAACAGGAUUUACUUAUGCUGGGGAAGUUAAUGGAGUAACAGUAUGCUACAAAACGAGUCAAAUUUCAAACAACAAUUCUAGUUCGUCCCAGCCUUACGCCAAUAUCAAUUCAUUUCAAAAUGUGUCUCCAAAUCCGUCGGCAGGGGUUCCUCACAGACCAGCACCAGAGAGACCUCCAAAGCCAAAAUUCUCACCCAAACCUCCAAAUGGUGCGAUUUAUCCUCAGAUAAAAUCCAAUCCAGAGGAAGGUGGGGACUUGGAUUAUGAGGUCCUUAGUCCCAGUGCAGGAAAAAUUAAGCCAACAAGGCCCGCCCCACGUCCUCCUGUAACUUCUUCUCUUGGCAACUCUAUAUAUGCAACUAUGUCUGGGACCUCUGACCUCGACGGGGUGCCUUUCAUCCUCAAUUCUCUCCUCAGCAGAGAUAUGAUUCCUGCCAUUAAUGAUCUCCCUGUAAUGAAGGUGCGGACCCAAAAGGAUUUGGACAAAGAGUACUAUUACGAUUUUCGAGUUGAACGGCAAACAUAGGGAAGAAAAGAAUCAAAACAUUGCAAUUUCGACUUGAAUUAUAAAUAUCAAAUUUAUAAUACCGAUAUAGCCCUAGUGACGAGUAAUAGAGUGCCUGAAUGAGUGAUUUUUACUAACACUAUAAACAGAAAUUAUUUAAUUAUCAAACCUUAGAGUAUUAAUUAUUAAGUUAAAUACAAAUUAGGCGGCAUACAUGUUGUGUAACGGAUAAAUUUGUGUCCCUGGAAAUCGUAACUCUUCCCAAAUGUAUCACACUCUACAUUUUGAUACCAGUGAUGAUUAGUGUUGUAUUUUUAUAGUUCGUAGAGCUACAUGAUAGUUGUAUCAUAAAUCAUAGUUGUUUAUCAAAUAUUCAAUAUUAUAUUCAUAUACUCGUAAUAAUUAUUCGGCGAAGACAUUUUCCAAUAAAGUCAUUUUACUUUUAAA